Molecule: messenger RNA, 2718 nt
Organism: Stylophora pistillata
Lineage: Eukaryota; Metazoa; Cnidaria; Anthozoa; Scleractinia; Pocilloporidae
Source: RefSeq, a predicted model, not a curated record
AUGCGUUUGUUCCGCCAUCUUGGAUUUUCAUCUUCAACAAGAUCACAUCGCUACUUCACUGCUCGGAUAUCUCAUACUCCGAACUCUGUUUCUUCCUUUAACCUAACGAGUCUUCGCUUAACAACUAGUGGCGACAUCAGCCCGAACCCUGGUCCACCAAUUACGUCUUUUACAACAAAUCGUCGAGCAGUUAAACAUCGAAGCCAUCAUCAUAGCCACCGCUCCAACGUUGUGCAGGUAAACCGCGUAUCUGAUCUCCAUUUGAGUACAUCGAACACUCAGCUGACCAUGUGCACGUUAAAUGCUCGUUCUAUUUCAAACAAAUCUGCACUGUUUGUUGAUUAUGUCGACGAAUGCAAAGCUGACCUAGUUGCAAUAACUGAAACUUGGUUAUCAGACAACGACUCCGCUGUGUGCUACGAGAUAACUCCUGCUGGCUAUAAACUGUUACACUGCCCUAGGGGUGAUCGUAGAGGUGGAGGUACGGCCCUCUUGUUCAGAGAUAACAUCAAUGUUUCCAAGCUCGAAACUGUUUCAAGGAUUUCCUUUGAAUCUUCUGAAUACCUUGUCUGCACUGGCUCCCUACGCUUUCGACUGGCAAUCAUCUAUCGACCGCCGUACUCUGUUAAUCAUCCUGUGACUGUAAACAGCUUUAUUGACGAAUUUUCAGAGUACCUUGAAUCUGUUAUCCUAUCUAACGACGUCCUGUGUUUAACUGGCGAUUUUAACAUCCAUGUUGAUGAUCACAAUGAUUCAGCUGCUUGUCGCUUUUUGGAUUUAUUGGAGUCAAUGUCUUUAACUCAACAUGUGACAGAACCAACGCAUGAACUUGGUCAUACACUAGAUCUGGUAAUUACUCGAACGUCAGACAACCUUAUUAGCGGUCGACCAUCGCCUGACAUUCUAUUUUCGGAUCAUCUAGCGUUACUUUUCAAAUUGAAAACACCUCGACCACCUCUCAAAGUUGGGCGUGUCUCAUUUAGGAAGCUGCGAUCAAUUGAUAAGUCUGCUUUUGCGGAUGAAAUCUGUAACAGCGAGCUUCUUCAAACGGAUACUGAAGAUCCUGACGAGCUUGCCGCCUUAUUCAACAACACAUUGCGUUCCCUGCUGGAUCGGCACGCUCCUGUUAAGCAAAAGAAUGUUACUAUUAGAACUCGUGUUCCAUGGAUGAAUCAUGAAAUUAUAUCGGCUAAACGUCAACGGAGGAAAGCUGAAAGGAAAUGGAGGGCUUCUAAAGCACACAUCGAUUUACUAUCCUACCGCGCAAUGAGAAAUCGAGUGACGUUUUUGAGUAACGAGGCUCGUAGUGCAUACUAUACAAACUUCAUAACUGAGAACAGCACGGACCAGAGAAGGUUAUUUAGAGCAAAAUUUACUCUCCUGUCCGAAUCAGAGGUGUUUGAUUUAAUCAAAGCUUCAUCAAAGAAAUCUUGUCUUCUUGAUCCUAUUCCAACCAAGCUUCUUACUGACUUCGCCGAUGUGCUACUACCUCCGAUCACGAAAAUAAUAAAUCUUUCGCUUGAUUCUGGUUAUUUUCCACGCAUCUGGAAAAGUGCUCUAGUACGGCCGCUGCUGAAGAAGGAUGGAUUACCUCUUGUUUUUAAGAACUACAGACCCGUGAGUAAUUUGGCAUUUAUCUCAAAGCUGGUUGAGACUGUUGUUGCCAAGCAGCUACAGCAUUAUCUGAAUGGCAACAAUCUGUUCCCAGUGUUUCAAUCCGCCUAUCGACAGAACCACAGCACAGAAACUGCACUCCUUAAGGUUACGAAUGACAUUCUCCUUAACAUGAACAGUCAACGUGUUACUCUGCUUAUUCUGCUCGAUUUAAGUGCUGCCUUCGACACAGUUGAUCACGACACCAUGCUACGUCGACUUGAGUCAUCAUUUGGUAUACAGGGGAAAGCCCUCUCCUGGUUUACGUCCUAUUUGUCUGGUAGAACUCAACGGAUCAUGAUUAACGAUUCGCUAUCGGAACCUUUUAAAUUAGAAUGCGGUGUGCCUCAAGGUUCCUGUCUGGGUCCGUUAUUGUUUUCGUUGUAUACGAGCAAGCUUUUUGAGAUCAUUGAAUAUCAUUUGCCCACGAUUCAUUGUUACGCUGAUGACUCACAAGUUUACAUCUCAUUUAGUCCCAACGACAGAGCUGAACAACUUGCUGUAGUGAGGAGUAUGGAGGACUGCAUCAGAGACAUUCGUCUUUGGAUGUUGAAUAAUGAUCUUAAAUUAAAUGACGACAAGACUGAAUUCCUUAUCAUUGGCACAUCACAACAGCUGGGAAAGCUCGACAAUAUCAGUAUACGUGUGGGCGACUCAGACAUACACCCCGUGCCAAUUGCGAGAAAUCUUGGUUCCUGGUUUGAUUCAAGGCUCUCCAUGGCAACACACAUCACGAAAAUUUGUGCCUCUUCAUUUUACUACAUUUAUAAUAUUCGUCGGAUCAGAAAGUACCUUUCACAGCAGUCAACUGAAACUCUUGUCCAUGCAUUCAUAACGAGCCGCCUGGACUAUUGUAAUGGCCUAUUAUAUGGACUACCGGACUGCUUGUUGAAUAAGCUGCAACAAACAGAACACUACAGUGAAAGUCGAAAUGUCAGUGAAAUAGCGCUGGAUGCCCGUACACCCAACUUUGGAUGUCACUUUGAGAAGCAUUGCAUGACAUUCAAGGGAACGGCUGCGAAAGAAACCAGCAGUUUCAUAAAAUCAGAAAAUAUGGUGUUCUGA